AUGUCGGUGGACAAACUAUUUUCCAUUCGGAACUACUUCUUUUUGGGAAACUAUCAAUCAUGCAUCGGCGAGGCUCUGGUAAUUUUUUUUUGUGAUGUAUAAUUUAUAAGUUUCCAUUUUUCAGAAGUUCAGUACCAAGAAUGAGGACGAGAAAAUCGAAAAGGAUAUUUAUUUGUAUCGGUCAUUUAUCGCUCAAGGGCAGGCUUUCAUCCCUUUGAAAGAAGUUCGUUUUUAUGCUUCAUUAAUUUCAGUCUUUUUGUCGAAGAAGCGAGGUCAAAAAUGAAAGUUUAUUCUUCCAGAUCCCCAGCGAUACGAAGUCCUCAGCACUAGCUUCUGUAAGACGAUAUGCCGAGUAUCGUAAUGAUUCAAAGUCAAAGUAAUUUUUCAUCAAAUAACCAAAACGAAUAAUUUCUAUAAAUUCAGGAAACGAAUCACUUCGGAAGUUCAGUCGGAAGCGAGCUCUAGAUCUAUUAAAGAUGAAACUUCAGCAGUUUUGGCCGCGAUUAUUCUCAAUGAGAACGGAGUCAGUUUUUUUAAGCGAAAUAAUUUAAAUAAAAAAAUUAAGAAGUUGAAAUACCUUCAAAAAAAUUCGAAAGAGCUGCUUUUUCUUUUUUUUUUUUUUAACCAAAAAUAACCUUUUUACAGAACCCUGAAGACGCUUUUCGCGCGGUCGCCCGCUUCGACGGCAUCGAAGCUCGAACAACUAAGAUUUUCACAUUGGUUUUGAUGAACAAGAAAAAACUUGCUGCGUUAGUUUUUAUAAAUUAAAUUUCAACUGAUUUCGCACAAAUGAUCAUUCGAGGUCUUGAAUUCACUGUGAUGAACAUUAAAAAUUCAAAGAAAAAUCUUCAUUUUUUUUUUUGAAAUUUUAUUUGAAAAAGAGUUCUAAUCUUAACCUGUGUUAAAAAAACUUUCCUGAAAAAUUUUUAAAAAUUGUUUCAAGUAGUUUCAAGUAGUUCAAGUUAUUUGCGUCGUCCUAAAUUAAAUUCAUGAAAUUUUUCAAGUAAAUGGUUUCAGAUCUGAGCAGAAGAAACUGAACGCCGUCGACGAAGACGCGACUCUCACUCAACUUUCAAACGCCCUCGUCACGUCCGUUUCGGUUAUUUUUCUCUUUUUUUUUCCAACUUGUCAUAAACUUGAGCAUUAGGUAGAAGGAAGUAUUUUCGAAAACGGUAAAAAUCGAAGAAAAAACAUCGAAAAAACGGCACAAAGGCUUCCAAAUAAUAAUUUCUGGUAGCUUUCAAAGUCUGAAAGUUUUAAUAGGUUUUGAGUAUAAAAAAAUUGAUAAAGCUACAAAAAGAUACGUUUUUCUUCCUGGAAAAUCAGUUUUUGUAUUUUGUUCCGAGUUGUUAAAUCGAAUUUAAUAAAGAUUGAGCUUGAAAAUUGUGCCUGACCUCGAGGUUUUCAAAACUGAGGAAGAAAAUCGUAGUUAAAAAUAUUCGAAAAAAUAACAGUCUGACGUUGAGAAUAUAGAAAAAUGGUUCAUUAGAACAGAAAAAGAUUUAUUAUAUAUUAGGUCUUCUGAAGUACGAAAACAGGUUAAUAACAACUGGGUGGUUUAGGGAGGGAGCAAGGUGAAAGACGCGCUGUACAUCUACAACGAGAUGGCCGACAAGUACGGCCGGACGACGGAUCUGGAGAUGCACCAGGCGAUUGUCAGCAUCCUCACACAGGACUACGAAGCCGCCGAAGAACUUCUCAAUGUAACUAAUUUCCCAAUUUCUGUAAUUCUGAACCUUUUCAGAGUGCUAUGGAGCGAGAUUCCAGUGAUCCAGACGUCCUGAUCAACUCUCUGGUUGUGGGACAAUUUUUGGAAAAAGACGAUGUAAUUUCUUUUUCUUUCUGGAGCUUUGGUUCUUUAAAAAGCCGUAAAUGAGAUAAGUUUUAUUUCGCGUCAAUCGAUCAGAAAAAAAUAGGGUAAUUCAUGAAAUUAGGUCUUUUGUUGUUAAAUGCUCCUUUGUCUUAUCUUUUUUUUUUAAUGUUUCGAAUUUUGAGGGUUAUUUUUCACAAGUAGUAUUACUUGUACCGAAACUAGGUUUUUUGAGAGAUUAAGAAAGUUUCAAUUGAAAAUUAUCUGCUCUGGAGCAACUAUUAACUUUGGAAUACGUCAAAAAAAAAAUCUUUGAGGCUUUUCUCGUACUUUUUCAUUAUAAAUCCUUCUCUACCGUCUGAAUUCGAAAUAAAAUAGUUCUUUUUCAAGAACGCCGACCGGAUAAUCUCUCUUCUGAAGCACAGUCACGCCAACCAUCCCUGGACUGUCGACUACGUCAACAAAGAAGCCGAAUUCGACCGUUUGGUCGCUGAAAGUUCUGCUUGA
Molecule: messenger RNA, 2317 nt
Organism: Caenorhabditis auriculariae
Lineage: Eukaryota; Metazoa; Nematoda; Chromadorea; Rhabditida; Rhabditidae
Source: the annotation of a GenBank genome assembly